This is a messenger RNA of Laetiporus sulphureus 93-53, 1292 nucleotides long. RefSeq lists its product as uncharacterized. Lineage: Eukaryota; Fungi; Basidiomycota; Agaricomycetes; Polyporales; Laetiporaceae. The transcript is spliced from 4 exons. The record is from RefSeq and is a predicted model, not a curated record. The coding region runs from base 222 to 1172 and encodes 316 amino acids.
CGCAUUAAUAUCAACCGCGUCGCUUUGGCCACUCGCCACACGCUUGUUCCCCUACCACGACCAGGGUCCCAGUAUCCCCAAACGCCUCGAUAAACGCACAGAGCAUUACUUACUGCGCGUUGCCACGUCUGUCUACGUGUUCUUAACACCGUGAUCGUCUCAUUGUGACUCCUUCGUGUUCAUUUCUCUGCUUGUCGCGACUCCCCAUCGACGCGUCGACAAUGGCGUUCGCAUUCUUCAAAAGGAUCAGAAAGGCAUUUAAGAAGAGACUACCUUAUAUCUUGGUUAUAAUACAGCCACAUCCAGAGCUGUCGGAGGCGUUAUGCGGCCACCAAGCGACACCUUUGUCAUACGACAUUGUCACUCUUGAGAGUACGCAAAUCCAUACGGACGAACCGGACGAGAGUGUCCGUUCGGUGAGUGACCAAUCGCCAGGUCCGUAUCGAUCUGUGUGCUCACCGUAUAUUGCCUCGAUUGUCACCUUGUCGCCGCCACAGCGGGAGUUCUGCACUUGCUCGCAAAACAGACAGCACGAGAUAGGUUGCACUAUGGGCAUUAGGCGCGAAGGUAACGGCCCUACUUUCUACUGCAUGGUCGAAGGCGAGGACGUCAAGAUCCAUCCGCCGCCUUUCGAGAUCUUGCGCCAGCUAAAGAAAGAGCAAACGAUGGCAGAUGCGCUUGAUCUUGAGUACAAGCUCAAGACCGGCGUGAUUCAAUGGCAGGAGGUCGCUGAGAUGAGCAUGGCGGAAUCUGGGAUCAUGUCAGAAUCGGAAUGGGGUACUGUCGAAACUGACACGCCAUCCGCCGAAUGGGAGCACGGCUAUGGCGGGCGUCUCUGUGACUCCGGCUGGCCCAAUUCUCAGCGGAGCAGCGAGCAGCACAACUAUCACGAGGAUGCAUUCGAGGGAGGCCACCGCAACUUGGCCAUUCCCUCCCAGCUUUCUUCCUCCUCACUGGUCCAAUCGCCCUCCAUGCUGCCUCGCAACAAUCAUCUGGACGGGAUAGACUUCGACCUAUUGGAUCUGGCAAUGGAUUCACUGGAUCGACUGCAGGAGGUUCUGGAUGAGGCUUUGGAGGAAGGAGAGGCGAAGGAUGGCUACGCGGACGUCGUCGAAGCUGAGGGCAGCGGGUGGCCAACUGUUGCACGGAAGAGGAUACAAGACGUGGAAUAGAUAAGAAUCAUUUUCGUGUGGUACAAUUGCGAUCGGCAGGAGAUUAGGGGAAGGGGCACACGCAGAGGAGGACAUGAUGUAGUAGGUAGCGAGCCUAUUUGAGAGAAAGUAUUCAGCUUC